CGAAACUUUGACGUGGAAUCGAACAAGAGAAAGUCUGCGAACCUUGAGGCAUCGCCACUGAACGAACCAUCCAUCUUGGUGGGCACCCUCUGGCCCAACUCAAGCCAGUCCUAACUCUUGAACUUGCUGUGGGAUGGACCAAUUCCCAGUGCUAAAGCGAAUGGCGGAUGCCAUCUAUGGCGAAGUCCUCCUCUGUCGCGACGCUGUCAUGUUUGACAUUGUGGCCGUCAAAAAGAUUUACAUGCACCGCGCCGCCAGACGCCACUCUGACGUCCACAAACAUGCAGUCCAUGAAGACGUUCUCUUCGAGUUGGACGUGAACCAACGCGUGCAGCUGGCAGGUGGCCACCCGCACAUAUGCCGCCUCCGCCACCACUUCACCUACGUCGACACUGCCAUGUCCCAUCCCAUCUUGGCCAUGGUAUUCGACUACUGUCCGCACGGAGAGCUCCUCACAACGCUAUCGGCGUCCAAGCGAUUCACAGAGCUGGUCGCGCUGCGGUACGUUGCUCAAAUAGCACAAGCGAUCGACUUUUUACACUUGCUGCACAUUGCACAUCGGGACAUCUCCCUGGAAAACAUCCUUUUGGACGGUGCCCAUCGUGCCAAACUGUGUGACUUUGGCUUGGCGUGCGACGACCGCAUGGUCAAGACGGAACCAGUGGGAAAACUCCUGUACAUGGCGCCAGAAGUCCUAGCUGGUGAGGAAUACGCCCCAGCCCAAGCCGACAUGUGGUCCCUUGGAGUUGCCCUGUUUACGAUGGUAGUGGGACAUUACCCGUUCCACGAAGCGUCGAUGCACGAUCCAUUUUACAGCGUCUUUGCUCGGGUGGGACUGUCAAGUCUGCUGCGAAAGCACGGCGUGGGUCAUAUUUCCGUCGAGCUGCAGUCGUUGCUGGAAAAGUUGCUCCAUGUGAACCCUGACCAGCGCAUCCAAUGCCAACACCUCUUGGCUCAUCCACUCGUGGAGCCAUUUGUCGACGACGAUGCAGACACGACGUCGUUCUCGACCGUCUCGCUAGAAGACGAACGCAGCAGUCGGGCCAUGGAUUCCCCCAACAACUCAAACCAUCAUCCAGAUGAAGGGAAACCCAAGACGAGUGCAGAGUUAUCCAACAAGCAACCCUGCCACGCAUCGAGUGCGAUGGCUAUCCGGUCUCCAGAAUUCGUGGAGCGGUAUCCUCAUUCGACGGCCUCGAGCCUCCCGAUGCGACCACUGCACCCUUUCCGUCCAGCCAGCACUGUCGUCGACAACAACAACAUACAUCUAAAAGGGUCGUUCAAAGCAUUUUGGAAGCAACAGGUCCUGUCGAUUCGAAAACGGUGGGGGGGCAAAGUCGCGGUGUAACUGACAGAAUGGAGUAUAAUAAUGUAACUGGUGAUGUUGUUGCGUAACG
This is a messenger RNA of Aphanomyces astaci, 1397 nucleotides long. Its product is annotated as CAMK protein kinase. Gene Ontology annotation, molecular function: ATP binding; protein kinase activity. NCBI's taxonomy places the organism in Eukaryota, Oomycota, Saprolegniomycetes, Saprolegniales, Verrucalvaceae. The record is from RefSeq and is a predicted model, not a curated record. Gene Ontology annotation, biological process: protein phosphorylation. The transcript has a single exon. Bases 134 to 1348 code for a protein of 404 amino acids.